Molecule: messenger RNA, 2289 nt
Organism: Syngnathus typhle (broad-nosed pipefish)
Lineage: Eukaryota; Metazoa; Chordata; Actinopteri; Syngnathiformes; Syngnathidae
Product: interleukin-1 receptor type 1
Exons: 12
Coding region: 216-2141 (641 amino acids)
Biological process (GO): signal transduction
Molecular function (GO): interleukin-1 receptor activity
Source: RefSeq, a predicted model, not a curated record
GCGUGAGUGCGUGAGUGUGUGAGUGUGCGUGAGCCAGAAGCGAUUGCUCAACUUACGAGAAGUUGCAACAUUUGUCUUUAUCCAGACUGCAAAAGGGCUCUCGACAAAGAAGACGCGCGUUCGAUUCCUCUGCCACCAGAUGAAUGACAUGAGGCGUCUGUCAUGUGACCAGAGGAGGCCGACCACCACCAAAUCAUCAUCACCACCACACAGUCAUGUGCGUCUAUGUGUGGACCCUCCUGCUGCUGUUGAUGGUGCCAAGUGUCUACGGGACUCACGCCGUUUCGGAUGAAUGCAAGGACUAUGACGUUCAGUUUGAGCGCGUGUUCUCAGUGCCAGGAGACGUGGCCAUGAUCAACUGCACGCUGGCCUCUCCCGACGUCUUCAACUUGUCGACGGCGUCCUACAAGGUCGAGUGGUACCACGUGGAGACGGGACGAGCGCUUCGCAACGUCAGCCGUCGCGUCCUCAUCCGAGGGGAGACCCUGUGGUUGCUCAAUGUCACCAUGGAGCAUGACGGACAUUACCAGUGCGUGCUCAGGACGAGCGCGUCGGCCUGCUUCAAGCAGUCCACCGGGUUGGUGGUGGAGCAUCGGCUUCAAGGCGAGUGCGGUCGUCCACGCAAAGCCCAUCAGGUCCUCACCGUAGGCGUGACCGACACGCUCUCCUGUCCAGUCAGAGACGUCCUCAAAACGCUUCAAAGCUACGGCGUCACCGCCUCCGUCACGUGGUACCGAGGCUGCGACUUGAUUGAGGACGGCUUCGACGGACACGUUUACCGCGACCGAGCACGGCUGAAAAUUAAAGACGUGGACAGCCGCAACAACCGGCUGUACACGUGCACACUGGAUUUUAACCUGGGCGGCGUCGCGGCUUCCAUGUCGGAGACCAUCGAGGCUUGGGUGCAAGAGGAUUACUGCUUCGAGCCUCAAGUGCUGCAGCCAGCCAACGAUCUUGUCACAGCGGCCGUAGGGUCUCGUUUGACACGAAAAUGUCAAGUAUUUGUGCCGUGCAUUGGCACCGUUCCUGACGACCCUAUAGUGGACGUUUUAUGGUUGGAUGACAUCGACUUCUUUUCCAGCAACAACUCGGAAAGGAUCUUCGCUUCACAACCACGCGUGUGGCGUGCGAGCAUUCCCCGCAAAGGUGUGUGGAUGGAGAGCGUGCUGACCAUUUCCUCCCUGGAGGAGGCCGACUUCCUGGUCAACUACACGUGUCGAGCGUACAGCGCGCGAGGUUUCCGUCAGGCCCACUUUGCCGCGCUGCCUCAAGAAACGGACUUCACGGUUGCUGUCGGCUGUGUGCUUGGCGGCUUGGCGGCACUCGCGGUGAUGGCCGUGGUGGUGUACAGCCGAUUCAAGAUUGACAUUGUGCUGUUUUUGCGCAGCUCCUUCCCAGUCUUCUAUACAAACAAAGAAAACGACGGUAAGCAGUUUGACGCUUACGUGAUGGCCUACUACCCGCUCAACUGCCAGGUGGACGUUAGCCACAGAGUGCUAACGUUUGCGCUUGACAUUCUGCCGCAAGUGUUGGAAAAAGCUUGCGGCUACAAACUUUUCAUAGCUGGACGGGACUGCCUGCCAGGACAAGCCAUGGUGGACUCUGUGCACGAGAACAUGCUGGCCAGCCGCAGACUCCUCCUGCUCUACGGCGCCUCGCCCUUCCCCUGCACGCAUCGCCACCACCCCCACCGGCACGACAACAAACACACAAACUACAACCCUAACAACAACAACAACCUGGGCGAGGAGCUCUGUUUGGACCCGCGAUGUCAACACGAGUGUACGGUGGCCAUGCAUCAAGCACUCAUGGAGGGAACCCUCAAGGUGGUGCUGGUGGAGCUGGAGGAGGUCAGCACAGCCCAGCUAGCUCUCUUCCCGGAGUCGCUGCGUCACCUGCGGAGGAAACAAGGCGCUGUGUGCUGGUGGAAGGACCACCGCCAGCACCAGCAGUCGAAACUGAAGUGCUGGACCACUUCCACUGGGAAGUCCUCCACCGGUCCUGGAUGGGACCACAAGGAAGCACACUCGCCUGGUUUGCUCUCGCCGUCAUCCAGGUUCUGGAAGGAGAUCCGCUAUCACAUGCCCGUGAGGGCCAAGACAGUAGCGCCCCCUGAAAGGACGACCCUCUUGAAGGUGUAGCCACUCAAUUGAUACUUUUUGCUACUAUGACACCACAAUGCUCAAACAUGAAGAGCGGACUGAGUGGAGGAGAACCCGACAGCGUUUGCAGAACGAUAAUUAAUUUAGUUUUCUGGAGUGUAUGUAAUAAAAUGAAGUCAAAACAUUA